UGUGAUUUCGUGUUUCACGAUUUUUCAAUUUUAUUUUAUCGGCGUUUUGUUUCUUAAAAUAUGUUGGUUAAUUAGCAAUAACUGAACCGUAGACAAUUGAAGAACAAACGAUGGAGGCGUUAUAUCAUCAGACUAAUCAGUUGAUACAGGAAACUUCCGACUUGUUUACUAAGCUUGAAAAGGAUACUCAAAACAAUGAAGAAAUUGAGAAUAUUAUUCAGUCCAAGAUUAAUGCUAUUAGUGCGAACUGCGAGAAGUUGGACAUAUUUGUGUUCAAGACCCCUAUUAAUCAGAGACCCAUGGCAAAGAUGAGGGUCGAACAGCUCAAAUAUGACAAUAAGCAUAUACAGGCAUCACUUAACAGCGCACAGAAUAAGAGAUUGCGUAGGGAACAAGAACGUAAAGAACGAGAGCAGCUAUUGAGCAGGCGAUUUGGUCCAGGCAGUGAUCACACGUCGAUCACAGUUGACUAUUUGGGGCAGGAACAGUUGUCUUUGCAAAACUCACAUCGGAACGUUGAUGAAAUGCUGCACACAGGUGCAAACAUCUUAGAUACGUUAAAAUACAACAGGGAGACAAUAAAAGGUGCUCACCGAAGACUGAUCGACUUAGCAAACACACUGGGCCUAUCAAACGCGACGAUUUCUCUUAUAGAGCGGCGAGUGUCCCAGGACAAGUAUGUGUUAUUUGGGGGCAUGUUCGUUACACUCGCUAUCAUAGUCCUGGUUAUAAUAUACCUCGUUUAACGUUGUGAUUAUUUAUAUUACGUUUUUUAUAUGUGAUUAAUGUGAUACAGAACGAGGCAAGUUGUAAAUUCAAAGAUUAUACUUCUGCCUUCUUUAUCAUCAUAACUAUCGACAUUUUUAGCGAAAUAGAGUUAUUAACAAAUCUGGCAUCAGCGAAACGAGAUCUACAAUCCUCUAUAAGCGGUUUUUUUAAUAUCUUACUUAGUUUUAUUGUUAAAAGUCAAUACUACCUCAGCUAGAAUUAAAAUUACCGUAUUAAAACUAAUACGGUUCAUUUUGCUUGGGUCGAGCGGCAGGGACACUGGUUUUAUUUCAAAAUUCAUUUUUUACAAACGAAAUUAAAGCCAUUUGAAAUAUGUAUAUCGUAUACUAUACGUGUUCUAUAUAGUUCAGUUCACAUAUAAAAUACAUUGGUACAUGUACGAGAAAAUUUUUAGGAUCGCGUUUUCACACCGUGUACUAAUCAGUCUGUGUCCUCAAUUUUACUAUAUAUUUUUUCCAAAGAGACUGAUUCAACACUUUCAUUGUAUGCGGAAUCAACCAAAGUCAUUUGAGGUUGUAUACACUCCUAAGUAUAGUCAGCGUAAUAGACAUUUUUCAAAGAAAAAGAUAAAAAAUUUUCGGUGCCAAUAUCUCGAAAACCAAAAUGUGAAUGCGUUAAUUAUGAUGACAAGGAGGAGGGCAGGAUUGGUAGAUAGGUUUUUGCGUAAUACUUUUUAAGUUACUGGCAUUAAUUUAUAAAAAUUCAUUAAAAAAUCUUGAGACAUGGCCAUGUUUCAUUAUAUAGCCUAAACACUCACACCCCCUGCGUGAGUGUCGGGUAUUUCUUAUUGAUACCACAUAUAAAUAGAAAAAAGUGAACCACUCUACCCCAGCAGCUAUACAUACCUUGAAAAAACGUUUGGAUAAAGUUGGCAUACAUAAUGUUUACUGUAUUAUCUGUAAAGGGAUCUUUUAGUAUGGAAAACAGUGAAGGUUUCAAUGUAAAGUAGUGAGAAAAUGAAAAAAAUACAUUGUAGUUUUUUACAUAAAUGUAAAAAAGUUUGCAGUCUGCUACCAACACCAUGCAGAAAUAAAAUUAGUUUCCUACUACCUACCAACUUUUAGAAAUAGUGUAAAGGAGCGGCAAGCAAGGUGGGAAUAAAUCUGUACCUAAUCUGGUAUAGUUUUGUAUUAAUGUGCUACGUCAGAAAGUAUCGAGUUUUUAGGUUUUCGUGAUUGUUAUACAUUGGCAAUGAAACUAUUUUUUCGGAUCUAAAACACGUAUAUUUGUUUUUUCAAACAAAACCAACGUUUCGGGCCCAUUACUGGUUCCAUGGUCACGGCCGGCUGGUUACGGGCGCCUUUAAAUGAAGUGCUUGUUGAACUAUGGCGCAGCAGCAGUGCAUUUGUAGCGCUUCAGUGAUUUUUAGUUCACUAAUCGUGACUGCAAAAGUGCACUUCAAAAAUAUUGUAUGAAAAUUAAUUGUGGCGCCACUGUAACGCUUCUAUAAGCGUCCAAUAUGAAGGGGCCUUUAUAUUCGAAAAAAUAGUUUCAUUUAGAAACUAUUUUUUCGGAUUUAGUGGCGCUGCAACAGCACUUCGAACUUUUGUAUGAAAAUUAGUAAUGGCGAGCGUGUAGUGCCACAAUGUAGCGCUUCUAUAAAGGUCUAA
This is a messenger RNA of Hyposmocoma kahamanoa, 2399 nucleotides long. It is a transcript of the gene Membrin, whose product is annotated as probable Golgi SNAP receptor complex member 2. The coding region runs from base 111 to 746 and encodes 211 amino acids. Lineage: Eukaryota; Metazoa; Arthropoda; Insecta; Lepidoptera; Cosmopterigidae. Gene Ontology annotation, molecular function: SNAP receptor activity; SNARE binding. The record is from RefSeq and is a predicted model, not a curated record. Gene Ontology annotation, biological process: vesicle-mediated transport; vesicle fusion. Gene Ontology annotation, cellular component: endoplasmic reticulum membrane; Golgi apparatus; ER to Golgi transport vesicle membrane. The transcript has 4 exons.